CUUCAUCUACACUGAUUGAAAGUGGGUUUAACAAGUGACCUCAAUAAGGGAUCAUAGCUUUCACCUGGAUUCACCUGGUCAGUCUGUGAUGGAAAGAGCAGGAGUUCUUAAUGUUUUGUCCACUCGGCACAGACUUGUAAAUAUACACUAUCUAGAUUUCCUGAAUACUGAGACCAGUUGAAUCAAUGCAGAAAGCAAUAUCAACCUUUAAUGGAGAUUCACACUUAGUUCAUAUACUGCACUUCAGAAUUAGAAUUAUGUGAACUGUGUGUGUGUGUGUAUAUAUAUAUAUAUAUGAAGCCUAGUAUUAUGAAUGAAAAUAAAAUAUUGAUAUUUGAAAACAAUAGUACAGUAUUAUUAUUUAUUUUAGUGAAACCUCAGUCUUGAUACGGUAUGUAGUUGUGGCUUUGACCAUGAGGUGAUUCCAGUAACCGUAAAUGAAAGGGGCUCUUGUCCUGACGAACAUAUUUGGUCUGGGUUGCCAGUUUAUGUUUCAGUCUCUGACACUCUGGGUGAGCCACACGCUGCAGAUACUAGUUAUGUUUGACGUAGCGGGAACUUGUGUGAUUAUGACCUCUCCUGACCACAGGGUUUCUCUCCUGUUCCUAGUAGCCUACUGGAGCUACAUACAUGGGAUGGUAUGAGGAAUGAUCAACUGUUUCCAGUACUGUAAGGCCGUUGUGAUAAAAUGAAGGUCAACAACUCACGCCUUUCCACCACGCUUCUCACCACUACAAACCAUCCCCACUAGCGUUGUCUCUCUCCUUUCCUGCCUGUGGUGUUUCAGCACGAGGUCUUUGACUGAGUGAUCAUACCAGAGAGAGAGAGACGGUGUGGACAGUAUCGCCUGUUCCAGCCAUAGCUGAUAAAAUCCCUGUUGUUCAGGUGAUAAGAGAGACUCCUCCCAGCUCCUACUUUAUUGACAUAAGCUCUAUUUGUGUAUUAUUGUGUCCUUGUUCAAGGAUGUGUGCACUGAUACACUGACUGUGUGGGUUCGUGAAGACUCCAAAACAACCAUGUAUUAUGAGAGGAAGACGGAGAAACCACAUUAGACUUGCUAGUGGAGAGGAGCCAGUGAAGUGGGACUGUCCUUUGUACCUAUUGAGUCAAUGCCCUAGGCCUACUACAACUGUGCUUGACUUCACUUUAGACAUCCAUUCUUUGGAAAAAUGGAUGUAUUGAUCAAUUGGUUAAGGAGCGUUUUACUGUGCUGGACAUAUCUGGUUGUCUUUCUCACCAGUGCAACUUUAAUGAUUCCCAACCAGGAGCAGGUGCGCAGUGAAAUCCCUAUGGGCCGAAAGGACACAGAUUUCGAUGAUGUAUCCUUUCUACGGACCAGAUCAAGUAGUUUCGUAUCUUCCUCGCAGCUGAUUCGGCCAUAUUCACUCUCGAUGAAUGAGGAGGAUUACCAUUACGCUCCGAAACCCAAACACCUGCGGCACAACCGGCUCCUGCGCAUUUUGGGCUCGUCUUUUGAUCCGUUCUGGAUGUCCAUAGAACGCCCAGCCGAAGCAAGGGUCGACACCGAUGCAUCUGGUGGUCAAACUGCGUCUCGUGGUGACCUGCCCGCGUAUCCCGCCUUAACAAACUACACCACUAAGGAGGGGUUCAACUUCGGCGCGUCUCCAGAGCUGACAGAGGGUGCAGCGCGCUACCAACGAAAACUACAAAACGACGCAGAGGAUUUGGACUUGAGUGAACUUCCUGCAGACGUUGCCAGCACUCUGCGUGAUUGGCUGGUCCGCUCGGCCACCUGUGGAAUGCGCUACCAGUGGGUAAAAUUAGCUCCAGUGUUCUGGCCCCGCUGGUUACGCCACACCGAUUGCGAAAAAUCUGGUGGCUCGCGCGGAGUUGCUCUUUCCCCAGCGGGAUGGCAUGCCGGCAGGCCCAAACCACACAGAUAAAGAUACUGGCCUGGCACUGCUGGAGCAGCGAAGAGAGAGGCGGGGAUGGGUUAAGAGAGAUGGCCGGGAUCGACAGGGGGACUGUGGUGGUGGGGACAGGUGUUGCAGGCAGAAAGUGUUUGUGGAGGCAGGUGCCUUAUCCUGUGGUUACAGCGUGUAAAUGUUCAUGCAAAUAGUUUUAUUUGAUCACUGUUAAUCACGAACAUGUAACCUAUUUGGGAUUGACCGAUAUUCAGGUGAGAAUUUAUUUGAACAUCUGAUUGUCAAUGUAGGCUUACGACAAUUUGUUUUGCAAUUUAUUAUCAAGUAUUGUUUGUCCAGCCUUAAAUAUGAUACCUGUAUACAAUUCAUUCACUUGGGUUUCGUAAUAAACUUGUUUUCAUUACUAUGAAACGAAGCUAUUGGACGAAAAUUGAAAAAACUUGGUGUUUCCAACCAAAGUGUUUUAAUGUGGGUUUUUUUUAGGUGGACGUUUUAUUUUUUGAUGAGAUUUCACAUUUUGCAGCCUUUUUCAUUUCUGUUACACAGGAUAGCCUACUGUGACGGAAAGAGGUGAAGAAUACCACGCUGUACUUCAGCUCUGAAUGUAUUUUAUUUAUUGUCAACGCGCGCCAUCUAGUGGUAAUGUAAUACAAACGGGUCAAUGUCGAUUAUUGAGUAAAUUAUUGGACUCUUAAUUUUGUGUUUCAAAUACAUUUUACAUUGACUGCUAUUUACACCGCUUGUGUUGCUUGUAUUUCUCGAUGUAUCGUUCUUAUUUGUGACUUAGCCGUUUUAAGCCCAGUUAUUGCCGUUUUAGUUUAGUUUUCCGUAGGGAAAGCUUGUGUAACUGUUUUUACUGCUCUCCCGGUUACACCUUGGAUGAAAUAUGGAUGAUUCUACAUCCAUCCAAGGGUCUUCUUGGGUCGAUUGUUACCUUGAUUAGUAUUGAAUUAAUGCUGUGCUCUACAGUAGCCAGCUCCAUCCAUGUGUUCAAAUGAAUUGCCUGUUAGCUCUCUGCUCACUGGUUCCAGAGCUAAUGAUGGCCUGUCUUACAGAGAAAGCUCAUCAGAGUGUUCCUGACUCUUCAGGAGCAAGGCAUACUGCCAAACUACAUCACUGUCAAUCACAUGAGAAAGCCUUCCUGAAGAAGUGAGCGAAACCUCAAGUUUCACCGACUCCAGUACAGUAUGAUGCACACAAAUAUAUAGACCGAUAGAUAGAUAGGCCCACGGGGAUAGACAUCGAAACAUAAGAGUGAUUGAUGCAAGUUGUAUGUCUUGUGUAUAAAUGGCAGAAUGGAGAGACAUCCACGUCAUUGAGCUGUUGAGUAGAUACUGUAUAUACAGUGCCUUGCGAAAGUAUUCGGCCCCCUUGAACUUUGCGACCAUUUGCCACAUUUCAGGCUUCAAACAUAAAGA
Molecule: messenger RNA, 3304 nt
Organism: Oncorhynchus gorbuscha (pink salmon)
Lineage: Eukaryota; Metazoa; Chordata; Actinopteri; Salmoniformes; Salmonidae
Exons: 1
Coding region: 1170-1904 (244 amino acids)
Biological process (GO): dorsal/ventral pattern formation; negative regulation of BMP signaling pathway; osteoblast differentiation
Source: RefSeq, a predicted model, not a curated record